CUGCAAACGAUCGCAACUUGACAUCAAAAUCAAACAAAUCUAAACCAAUCAUAUCUGUGCCCAUCAAUCACAUGGAGUCCGAGAGAGGGAUCGAGUCGUACAACAACUCCAACUCUAGUGAACCAAUACUUGAAGACCCAGAAGAGGAUUUCGAGGGCGGGAUGUCUGUCGAGGAGUUCAUCCAACACUUGAAAGACAUGGGAAAGAAAGGUCUUCAGGACGAAUACAAUGCAAUCAAAUUUCGCGGAGCGGACGGAACUUUUGAAGUGUCGAGACUGCGAGCCAAUCAAAGUAAGAACAGGUAUACAGACGUUCCCUGUUAUGACAGGACACGAGUCAAACUGUCCCUCAUUGACGACGACCCCAACUCUGACUAUAUUAAUGGCAAUUAUGUUAAUGGAUAUAAACAGAGAAACGCAUUUAUUUCAACGCAAGGUCCAUUGCCAAAAACUUUUAAUGACUUUUGGCGUUGUGUUUGGGAAAACAAUUGCUGUGUUAUUGUUAUGACCACCAAAACUAUGGAAAGACGGUGUACUAAGUGUGGACAGUAUUGGCCUCUCAAUGAGGAGACGAGUUGUGAUUUCGGACAAUUCAAUGUCCAUAACAAUGGGGUCGAAGAGCACAAGGAUUGGAUCAUUACUUCACUUGUAGUGAAUGACACCAAAACAGGUAUUACUCGGGAAAUAAGUCACUUGCAGUUCACGAGUUGGCCUGACUAUGGUGUUCCCCUAUCAGCGAUUGCAAUGUUAGACUUCAGGGACAAAGUGAGGGAAUAUCAAUCGAAUGCAACCAAAUCAAUGGGCUCUCUAUGGAACGGCCACAUAUUAGGGCCGCCCAUCGUUGUCCAUUGCAGCGCCGGUAUUGGCAGAACAGGGACGUUCAUAACACUGGAUAUAAGUAUUCAACGGUUGGAGACGACCGGAAGAAUAGACAUAAAGCGUACCGUCGAGAAGAUACGUCGGGAAAGGGCGUACAGCAUACAAGUGCCCGAUCAGUAUGUAUUCUGUUAUCUGGCGCUCCUGGAGUACGCGCUCUGCAAACAACUGCUCCGAGACGUCGACUUAUCCGGCUUUAAUGAAAGCGAAUCAGAACUCGAAGAAUGAGUAGCCAUUGGUUGUAUUUAUAUCAAAACUGGUGUCAAUUCAUUAUUAUCAAUGAAUUUCAGUUAAUUUUAGUUUUCCUAAAUACCAUUGUUUAUAUUGUAAUGAAAUUUACUUAAAUUAACAAUUUUGUUGAUAAUUAUAAUUAUAAUUAAUUAAUAUGAGAUCUCUUUUUAUUGAAAUUUGUAUACAUUUGAAGAUUAUUUGAUAUUUAAUUGUAUAAAACCUUUAAUCGUAAUAUACUUAAUGUAAAAUCAAUUGACAAUUGACCACAAGUGGAGUCCAAAACGAGCCCAUUUUCCAGAGUUCGUCAAUCCAUUGAACGUUUGUUUCAUAAAUUUCAUAUAAUAUUAUGAUUCGUUUAAUAUAAAUAACUCGUUAGUAAUGACUGCAAUCAUACC
Messenger RNA from Oppiella nova, 1501 nucleotides. The record is from the annotation of a GenBank genome assembly. Lineage: Eukaryota; Metazoa; Arthropoda; Arachnida; Sarcoptiformes; Oppiidae.